AUGGCUGCAUGGCAUGUAUUCUUCACCAGCUAUAUAUACAUGGAAUCUGUGAUCUCUGUGUGGUACGAGCAGCAUGUUAUCGACGAGUUGAUGAAAUCGAAGCUCCUAUUUAUUGAAACUAAUGAUGCUCCCGAAACAUCAGUGGCCUUGGAAAAGUAUGUAGAUGCAUAUGUGACAGCAGCCGCGGUGUAUGUUUGUUCUCUGUCGCUCGAGGAAAAGUUUCGGAAGGAAUUGACUUCAGUGGUUUUGGCUUGAUGUAAACGCAGAAACAGCCGUAUUUAUAGACGUGUUCAUGUUGAAUUCCGGUAUAAAGCACACUUUUUCACGAAAUUUUGACCUGGAUAUGCCUUGAGCCAAAGAAAAACCAUUGCGGGCUUUUUUGAUCCAAGAGAAACGGGCUAUAUGACCGUUAGCAGGCAUGCCUCACUCUAUGUUGCCUCAUACCAAUGAUUUCUAUCUUGCCUUAUCCUCUCGAUUCCACUUCUGAUCUCAUCAUAUAGGUGGACUCGAUAAACUUGUGAUUUGAUGUCAAUGUGCAUUGCGCAUUCAAAUUGUUUCCCUGUUUUGUUCAUUUGUAUGAUUUUAGAUGUAUUGUGUGU
This is a messenger RNA of Cylicocyclus nassatus, 599 nucleotides long. The record is from the annotation of a GenBank genome assembly. NCBI's taxonomy places the organism in Eukaryota, Metazoa, Nematoda, Chromadorea, Rhabditida, Strongylidae.